AUGACAGACAAAGUAACCAGUUGUUUACUAAUUAUAAUUGUCGACACCAAUCCUUUUUGGUGGAGCAGAAAACGAAGAGUCAAUGACCAGUUAAGUUUGACGCACUGCAUGGAUAGUGUGGUGGUGCUGGGCAACUCACACCUGAUGCUUGCUCACAGAAAUAAACUGGCCAUUGUUGCUGCUCAUACUGACCAAAGUGUAUUCUUGUAUCCGAGACCUCCAACAGAAAAAGUCAACAUGACCAAGUUGCCAGAUGAUGGUCAGUACAAUGACUUCAGACAAGUUGAAGGACAGGUCAAAUUCCAGAUGUCUCAAUUAAUAGCUAAAGACAAAGAGAAAUUGGAGGAUUUGUUUGAAAUGGAGGAGCAGCCACCCCCAAGUGACUCCCUGGUUGCCGGUGCUAUGUGUAUGGCCCUGUGUUAUGCUCACAGAAUGGAAAAAGACUGUCCCAUUGGAGAAAACCUGUCAGUUCGCAUCCUGGUUGUCAAAGGAUCUGAGGACUGCCCGUCCCAGUACAUGAACUUCAUGAAUGCUGUUUUUACUGCCCAGAAACAGAACAUUGUCAUUGAUGCCUGCAUCCUGGAUACAGAGUCUGGAUUGCUGCAGCAGGCAUGUGAUAUCACAGGAGGGCUCUACCUGAAAAUUCCCCAGCCCCAAGGUCUGCUGGAGUACCUCAUGUGGGUGUUUCUGCCCGACCCAGUUGCCAGAUCCAAGAUGGCGCUACCCCCACGAGCUCAGGUCGACUACAGGGCCGCCUGCUUCUGCCACAGACAUCUGGUUGAUAUUGGUUAUGUCUGUUCUGUCUGUCUGUCAAUUUACUGCACUUUCAGCCCAAUCUGCUCCACUUGCCAGACAACCUUCAAGAUUCUGGGGCCACAGAAAGUCAGCAAAAAGAAAAAGAAAGUUUAA
This is a messenger RNA of Candidula unifasciata, 909 nucleotides long. Lineage: Eukaryota; Metazoa; Mollusca; Gastropoda; Stylommatophora; Geomitridae. The record is from the annotation of a GenBank genome assembly.